Messenger RNA from Salvelinus sp. IW2-2015, 2298 nucleotides. The record is from RefSeq and is a predicted model, not a curated record. NCBI's taxonomy places the organism in Eukaryota, Metazoa, Chordata, Actinopteri, Salmoniformes, Salmonidae.
AUGAAUCUUACACCCAAGRGCAAGUGGUACCUAGCAUUUGUGAUUGCAGUCAGUGCUGAGGCACGUUUAGUGGAUGGUGGAGUACGUUUAGUGGAUGGCCCAUACAACUGCUCUGGCAGGGUGGAGGUGUACUAUGCAGGCCAGUGGGGUACAGUGUGUGAUGACAACUGGGACCUGCUGGAUGCCAAGGUAGUGUGUAGAGCACUGGGCUGUGGGGCAGCCCAGAAGGCCCUGGACCAGGCCCACUUUGGCUGGGGUAAGGGGGAAAUCUGGCUAGAUGAUGUGGAAUGUUCUGGGAAUGAAGAGUCACUGCUUAGCUGCAGCUCAGAUGGACUGGGGUCACACAACUGUGGACACUUUGAGGAUGCAGGAGUGAUAUGUGAGGGUCAGUCAGGUCAAUCCCCUUCAGAUUCCCAUUCUGGCUUGACAGUGCGCUUAGUUGAUGGUCCCAAUCACUGCUCUGGAAGGGUGGAGGUCUACCAUGAUGGGAGUUGGGGGACAGUCUGUGAUGAUAAUUGGGGUUUCCUAGAUGCCCAAGUUGUAUGUAGGGAGCUGAGCUGUGGACCAGCCACAGAGGCUCCUCACCAGGCUUACUUUGGUGAGGGGAGUGGCUCAAUCCUAUUGGACGAAGUGGCAUGCAUGGGAAGUGAGGGAUCUUUACUGGAAUGCAACUCAGGAGGGAUAGGAAACCAUAACUGUGGCCAUGAUGAAGAUGCCAGUGUAACUUGCAUGAUGGAACAAGAGGACCCAGAUAGAAACAUGGUCCCAGAUGAUGGCCCGUUGAUCCGGCUGGUAGAUGGUCCUGAUCAGUGUUCAGGGAGGGUGGAAGUGUAUUAUGCGGGGCAGUGGGGUACGGUGUGUGAUGAUGACUGGGACGUGAGCGACGCUGACGUGGUCUGCAGACAGCUCAGCUGUGGGUGGGCUAUGGAUGCCCCCGGACAGGCCUGGUUUGGUAUGGGAGUUGGCAUUCCCAUUCUGCUGGACAACAUAGCCUGUGUUGGCACAGAAGGCACUCUCUUUGACUGCCCCUCUGAGGCGAUAGGUCAUCAUAAUUGCAUGCAUCCUGAGGAUGCGAGUGUGGUCUGCUCAGGUUCACACCAGACUGGACCUUCAAUUCGCUUGGCCGGUGGCUCCAACAACUGCUCUGGUAGAGUAGAGGUGUUCCACUCUGGCCAGUGGGGUACAGUGUGUGAUGAUGACUGGGAUCUGAGGGAUGCCCAGGUGGUGUGUCAAGCACUGAGCUGUGGGAUGGCCCAGGAAGCCCCAGGUAGAGCCUGUUUUGGUCAGGGCUCAGGACCCAUCACUCUGGAUGAUGUGUCGUGUGAGGGCACAGAGAGAUCAUUACAAGACUGCAGCGGAAGUGAACCAGGGGUACACAACUGUGACCAUAAUGAGGAUGCAGGAGUCAUCUGUGCAGGUCCUACAGAGAACAUCCAGCAAAACUCCACAUGGACCUACGAUGGCACUUCCAGAGUGCGUCUGGUCAACGGCACCAACAACUGCUCUGGUAGAGUGGAGGUGUUCCACUUUGGCCAGUGGGGUACAGUGUGUGAUGAUUGGUGGGAUCUGAGGGAUGCCCAGGUGGUGGUGCAGAGAUGUCCCACAGUGGACUGGGGAACCAUAACUGUGGCCACCAUGAAGAUGCAGGAGUUACCUGCACAGAUGGCACUUCCAGUGCGUCUGGUCAACGGCACCAACAACUGCUCCGGUAGAGUGGAGGUGUUCCACUUUGGCCAGUGGGGUACAGUGUGUGAUGAUUGGUGGGAUCUGAGGGAUGCCCAGGUGGUGUGCAGAGAGUUGGGCUGUGGAGAAGCUCAAGAGGCCUCUAGAUCUGCAGAGUUUGGAGAAGGAAGUGGCUCCAUCUCUCUGGAUGACCUGGCUUGUUCUGGCUCUGAAGACUCUUUGCUGCAGUGUCCCCACAGUGGACUGGGGAACCAUAACUGUGUCCACUAUGAAGAUGCAGGAGUUACCUAUGGCACUUCCAGAGUGCGUCUGGUCAACGGCACCAACAACUGCUCCGGUAGAGUGGAGGUGUUCCACUUUGGCCAGUGGGGUACAGUGUGUGAUGAUUGGUGGGAUCUGAGGGAUGCCCAGGUGGUGUGCAGAGAGUUGGGCUGUGGAGAAGCUCAAGAGGCCUCUAGAUCUGCAGAGUUUGGAGAAGGAAGUGGCUCCAUCUCUCUGGAUGACCUGGCUUGUUCUGGCUCUGAAGACUCUUUGCUGCAGUGUCCCCACAGUGGACUGGGGAACCAUAACUGUGUCCACUAUGAAGAUGCAGGAUUACCUUGCACGGUAAGAUGA